AUGCCGGGCGCACGCGGGGAGUACCUGGCGCCCUGGUGGGUGGUGUGGCUGCACCGGGCCCCGCACCUCAGCCUGCGCCUGCAGUGGGUGAACAGCACCUUCCGGCCCCGCGAUGAGGAGUACCAGGAGUCGCUGCUGUUCCUGGGGCUGGUGGCCACCUGCUGCCUGGGCCUGAACCUCCUCUUCCUCACGGCUUACCUGGUGUGCGCCUGCUGCCGCCAGGCCAAGCCGCGCCCGUCCUGCUGCGUCACCUGGCCGGCCGUGGUGGCCGGGCUCGCCUGCUGUGCCGCGGUGGGCGUUGGUUUCUAUGGAAACAGCGAGACCAACGAUGGGGUGUACCAGCUGAUCUACUCCUUGGAAAACGCGAACCACACCUUCUCCGGGAUCGAGGCGCUGGUGUCCGGAACCACCCAGACGAUGGAGGUGGACCUGGCGCGGCACCUGGCCCGGCUCGGUGAGAUCUUCGCCGCCCGCAGCGACUACCUCCAGGCCCUGAAGCUGGUGCAGCAGAGGGCGGCCGGCCUCGUCGACCAGCUGACGGGGGUGCCCGUGUGGACGGAGGUCAGCGCCCAGCUGACCUGGCUGGCUGACCAGACCGGCUACGUGGAGUACUACCGGUGGCUUUCCUACCUCCUGCUCUUCAUCCUGGACUUGGCCGUCUGCCUCUUCGCCUGCGUGGGCCUGGCCAAGCGCUCCAGGUGCCUCCUGGCCUUGCUGCUGUGCUGUGGGCUGCUGGCCGUGAUCCUCAGCUGGACGUCCCUGGCCGCCGAUGCCGCCGCAGCCGUGGGCACCAGUGACUUCUGCGCGGCGCCCGACACCUUCAUUCUGAACAUCACGGAGGGCCAGCUCAGCACAGAGGUGACCCGUUACUACCUGUACUGCAAUCAGAGCAUCAGCAGCCCCUUCCAGCAGGCGCUGACCGUCUUCCAGCGCUCGCUGACCGCCAUGCAGUUCCAGGUGGCGGGCCUGCUGCGCUUUGCUGUGCCCGUGUUCCCCACGGCGGAGGAGGAUCUGCUCAGCAUCCAGCUCCUGCUAAACUCCUCGGAGUCCAGCCUCCACCAGCUGACGGCCUUGUUGGACUGCCGAGGGCUGCACAAGGACUACCUGGACGCCCUUGCCGGCGUCUGCUACGACGGCAUUGAGGGCCUGCUCUUCCUGGGCCUCUUCUCCCUCCUGGCCGCCCUGGCCUUCUCCACCAUGGUCCGCGCGGGGCCGCCGGCCUGGAAGCGCUCUCCCGCCAGGGACAGAGACUACAACGACAUCGACGAUGACGACCCCUUCAACCCCCAGGCCCGGCGCAUCGCGGCCUACCUCCCCGCGCGGGGCCGGCUGCCCAGCUUCUGCAGCUACAGCGGCAGCCUGGACAGCCAGCCCGGCCCGCCGCCGGCCCAGGCCCUCUCCAACGCGCCCGUCUCCGAGUACAUGAACCAGGCUGCGCUGUUCGGCGGGAACCCGCGCUACGAGAACACGCCGCUCAUCGGGAGAGGCUCGCCGCCGCCCACGUACUCUCCCAGCAUGCGGGCCACCUACCUGUCCGUCGGGGACCAGCACCUGCGGCACUACGGGAACGAGUUUCCAGCCUAG
This is a messenger RNA of Pipistrellus nathusii (Nathusius's pipistrelle), 1584 nucleotides long. The record is from the annotation of a GenBank genome assembly. NCBI's taxonomy places the organism in Eukaryota, Metazoa, Chordata, Mammalia, Chiroptera, Vespertilionidae.